Molecule: messenger RNA, 1467 nt
Organism: Meyerozyma guilliermondii ATCC 6260
Lineage: Eukaryota; Fungi; Ascomycota; Pichiomycetes; Serinales; Debaryomycetaceae
Gene: ZPR1
Product: zinc finger-containing protein
Exons: 1
Coding region: 1-1467 (488 amino acids)
Cellular component (GO): nucleus; cytoplasm
Molecular function (GO): zinc ion binding
Source: RefSeq, a predicted model, not a curated record
AUGAAGAGAUCCGACAUCGAUCCCCGUGAAAAAGACAAGAGAACGAAGAUUAUGGGCGACAAUUUUCAGAAUGUCGGAGAGCAGGUCGACGAGUUUCAGCAAAAUGAAGGGUUGAUGCAGACUGGUGCGGAGGACGCUCAGGGACAUCCGGUUCAAGAGAUUGAAAGUAUGUGUAUGAACUGUCAUGAAAAUGGUACGACAAGAAUGCUUUUGACCAAGAUUCCGUAUUUCAGAGAGAUUAUAGUGAUGUCUUUCGAAUGUCCUCACUGCGGAUUUAAAAACUCCGAAAUUCAACCAGCUGCUCAAAUCGCAGAAAAGGGUUCCAGAUACCUCUUGAAAAUCGAAAAUAAGGAAGAUUUUAGUCGUCAAGUUGUUAAAUCUGAAACAGCAACAUGUAAAUUCGCCGAACUUGACAUAGAAAUUCCACCCAAGAGAGGCCAGUUGACUAAUGUUGAGGGAUUGUUAACAGAGAUGAUUGAUGAUUUGGAGUCUGAUCAGCCUGCCAGAAAGGAAGCUCAACCUGAAGUUUACGAGAAAAUUGCAGAGAUUAUUGCCAAGGUAAGAGCUUACAUUAAUGGUGAACCCGGAACUUUACCCUUGACAUUUACUGUCGACGACCCAUCAGGAAACUCUUGGAUCGAAUAUGUUCCCGAUGAACCAAGUCAUAAAUGGUCCAUGUACGAGUACAAUAGAACUGCAGAACAAAAUGUGUUCCUUGGCUUAAUAUCAGCCGAUGAGGUGGCUCAACAUCGUCUCAAAGAGGCUUCUGCUAAGAAGGAAGCUACCAAGUCGAACGUUUCCUCGAAUCUUAAGGAGGAUGAAACUCGCCCAGGAGAUGCUAGUGACAUUGAGAACCUCGCCAAUGAGGUUCAAACUUUCCAUGCUACAUGUUCAUCUUGUUUCAAGCCCUGUGAGACUCAUAUGAAGACGGUGAAUAUUCCUCAUUUUAAGGACGUUAUUAUCAUGUCGACAGUGUGUGAUAACUGUGGAUUCAGGUCCAACGAAGUCAAAACUGGAGGUGAAAUUCCUUCUCAUGGACGUAAGGUCACAUUGAAGGUUACAGACCCCGAGGAUUUGGCUAGAGACAUCCUUAAGAGCGAAACCUGUGGCUUGGUUAUCCCCGAGUUAAACUUGGAUUUGACCCCAGGAACCUUAGGUGGGCGUUUUACCACUAUCGAGGGUUUAUUGACUCAGGUCUACGAGGAAUUACAUGGCCGUGUUUUCACGCAAACUUCUGAUUCAAUGGACGAUGCCACCAAAACAAGAUGGACAACUUUUUUCGCAAGAUUGCAGGAUGCGAUUGACGGAAAGAUAGGAUUUACAAUUGUUAUGGUAGACCCCUUGGCAGCUUCUUACAUUCAAAACGUGUAUGCGCCUGAUAAUGACCCAAAUAUGACCAUUGAGGAGUUUGAGAGAACUCAUGAGCAAAACGAGGAUUUGGGGUUGAACGAUAUCAAAACUGAUUAA